This is a messenger RNA of Salvelinus fontinalis (brook trout), 2348 nucleotides long. Its product is annotated as cyclic nucleotide-gated cation channel beta-1. The record is from RefSeq and is a predicted model, not a curated record. The transcript has 5 exons. Bases 188 to 1915 code for a protein of 575 amino acids. Lineage: Eukaryota; Metazoa; Chordata; Actinopteri; Salmoniformes; Salmonidae.
CCCCAAGGUACCGGAGUCACCGGACGUAUGAAAAGUCAUGUGAGAAACUGCACUUUACACUAUACUGAACUGAAGAAAGACAACAUUCACAUCCGACAACGGGGGAGAUGGACAUGAAACAUCUAACUUGUUAAUUUAAUUUAAGACGGUUUGUUGUAUAAGGAGAUAUAGUAAGAACAAACUACACAUGGUGGGAAUGGGAAGAAUUCUGGGGUCUCUGCUGCCAGCGGCUCUACUGAUUGGCUCAGCCCUCUGUAUGGGCGCGGUCAGUCUAACCCUAAGCCACACCUCUAGGGUCAGAGUUCACAAAGGGAGGAACCUCACACUGACCUGCAUGAACGCAACACAUGCAGGAGUGGUCCAGUACUGGCACACCCCUUUCGGUCGGGUCCAGAACAGCAGUCUUCAUGCCAGCCAGAAGGAUGUGGUUGCUAUGCAACGAGAUGGUAGCCUGCGGAUCCACAUUGCUUCUCCUCACCACAGCGGGCUGUACUACUGCCUCCUACUGGCUGGAGGACAAACUACACUCACACCCUACCUGCUGUCAGUACUGUUGACUGCCAGCAGUCCACAGGACCAUGCGGUCGAACACAGGCGGGUGGUCAGGAGUAUGCUGGGUGGUCAUGGAGAGGAGAGGGAUGUUGCCGUAGUUUCUGACGGUGUGUUUGCGGCGGCGGUGGCGGCAUCAGUAGUGGUGACGUUCCUGGUGGGGUUCAGCUCUGGAGCUUUGAGCAGGACACUACUGGACAGGUGGGUGAAUUGGGUGCGUUCGCUAGGACAGGAACGUCGUAACCAUGGUGAAACAGUCAGCGUGGCAUUCCGGAAGGAUGUGGAACAAGAGAAUGAGGAUUACUCUGCCUCGACGACAAGCGUUACCAUGGAGAAUGUAAGCCCAUCUCCACCAGCCAAACCUCAGAGAAGCUUCAGGGGCAAACAUCAUGAAGAGACUGCUUACAUGGAGGGCUGCCACCAGGGGAGAGGAGAGGAAGGGAGGGAGAGGGGAGGAGAAGAGGGGAGGGAGGUGGGAGACAGCACAGAUGGAAAAAAGAGCAGGAGAGUGGGGGAGGAAGAAAGGAGUGACAGUGAGGAAGGGAGAGAGGGAAAGGAGGGGAGGAAUGAAAGUGACAGGGAGGAAGGAAGAAGAGAGAGUGAGGAAGGGAGAGAGGGAAAGGAGGGGAGGAAUGAAAGUGACAGGGAGGAAGGAAGAAGAGAGAGUGAGGAAGGGAGAGAGGGAAAGGAGGGGAGGAAUGAAAGUGACAGGGAGGAAGGAAGAAGAGAGAGUGAGGAAGGGAAAGAGGGAAAGGAGGGGAGGAAUGAAAGUGACAGGGAGGAAGGAAGAAGAGAGAGUGAGGAAGGGAAAGAGGGAAAGGAGGGGAGGAAUGAAAGUGACAGGGAGGAAGGAAGAAGAGAGAGUGAGGAAGGGAGAGAGGGAAAGGAGGGGAGGACAGAGUGUAAGGAGAGGAGAGAGAGUGAGGGAGAGGUUGAAGAGGGAGGAUUUAGAGGUGAUAGUAGCAGUGACUCAGAAGAAGGGUCUGUUGGGGUGAGAGAGGGGGGAGUGGAGAGGCAGGGGGAGGGAGCAGCGGGAGAAGAGAGGUGUUCUCCUCCCCGGCCCGCUAGACGGAGCCGUGUGAUUCGUCUGUACCAGUACGAUGAGGAGGGGCAUCGCUAUAGUCACCUGCCAAACCCCGCCCCCAUGGAACGUACUUCCCUCGCUCCCCGGGCCAAGCAGCGCUCGCUGUCCCUCACCAGGCUCAACACCAUCAUGGCUGCUGCCACCGCCAGCCCCCUGGACCCACAGAACCCCUCGGGCCGAGACUCAGACCCCCAGGACUCAGACCCUGAGGAGAGGGACACAGCCAGUCCAGCCAGCCCAUCCCAGGGCCAGGAGAGACCAGUCUUUCAACUGGAGAUAUGACAUACAAGAUCUAAGCCUGUAUUCAUAAAGUGUCUCAGAGUAGAACUGCUGAUAAAUGAUCCGGUCCUAACCUGUCCAUAUAAUCUUAAUCAUUAUGAUAUAAAAGGCGAAACUGGUUCAAGAUCAGCCCUCCUAAUCUUGAUAGAUGCAGCCCGAGCAGAAAGACGAGGGUCAUGUUCAGUCAGGCAUACAGAGACAUUGUACCAAAAUGGUUUGAAACAGAAAACAAAAAUGUGUGUUUCCUACUGGACAACUUUAACAGUUAGUGCCUCGCCAUUUCACUCCAUUGUGAAACAUUUUCUCAAUCACAAAUUCUCACACACAAAUUCCCAGACACACUUAAGAUUUUGACUUGUCAUCACAUCCAGCAGUUUCCAUUAUUGUUUUGUAAAAGCAAUUGGAAAUAAAACAUUAAAAGUAAAUAUUAACUUUG